CGGGGAGGGGGCGGUACCUUUAACAAGUUGCCAGAAGAAUUAUGGGAAAACAAAAGCUAUGUGUUUAGCAUGCAUCUUUGAGAAGGAUCUAUUUGCUCAGUCGUGCUAUGAAUAUGUUGUCAAAUAGAUUCCUAGUUUGUUUAAAUAUUUUGCACGCUGGAUAAUACAAAGAUCAAACUAGACUAAAAUACGCUAAAGAAAUACAUCCUCAUAAAGGAAAAUGUGUCUGAGCUGGAGGUCCAGGCACUUUUUCAGAAGGAGUAAUAUACGCCAGAAUGGUCCGGUCAACAGAAGGCACUAGUCAACAAGAGGACCAUUCUGGCGUAUAUUACUCUCAAUCUUCGGCACUUACUCUUCAUUUGCUUCUACAGUUUCUAUUUACUGUUAAACCCAAAUCAUCAAAGGGAACUAGAAUAUUUCAACCAUAUCUGUCUGAAAUGUUGGUGUAAUGCAAUAAUUUCAUAUUUUUGUUAUUCACAGAAGAUUUUAUCAGCAUUUGUUAAUAGUGCGAAAUUACUAUGUGUUGGUGCUGACGUACUGUCGUCUAUUUACGCUUAGGGGAAUCGAAGCACGUGAAUUAGAUGCCACAUGCAUUGUACGAACAAUUCAUACUUUUUUGGGACAAUCAGACAGACCAAAAUGUCUGAAUAUUGACGAGAUUAUGACUUGGGAACAAUUAAUUGCUCUGCUGGAAACCGUAGAAAAAGAUAUACCACAGGGCAAUAGCUAUAAAUGGCGUCUAUUAUUUAUUAUUGGAACUUAUAUCCAUCGUUUUCGUUUACUGUUUCACUCUUAUUAUCGAAUGGUUGAAAAUGAUAAUUUCACUACAAAUUCUGCUAUGGACCAUCAAGAUUACCAUAACAAGUAUCUAUAUGAUACAAAAAUGGAUAGUUCAACUCAAGUUCGUGAAAGAGAUUCCGAUAUCUCAGAUUGGUGGUUGGAACCGGUUAUUCAUUCUUCAAAUAAAUCAAUUAAACAAAUACGACACCAAAAUGAAACCACGGCUUAUUUAUUAAAUCCAGUUGAUGCAAGUAGAAAAAUUCUUGCCAAUGUUAAACACACCUAUGAACAACUGAAAGAACAUGUGACUUAUCUUGAUAAUAAUAAUAAUAAUAAUAAUAAUAAUAACAGUUUUGAUAAAAAACGAAAAAAUGAAAGGAAUAAAAUCUGGAAUUCAUUGAAAAAACAAGGAUCGAAAUAUGAGCAACGAUUUUAUUGCAACGAAGAACCAGUUAAUUUAAAAGGUCGUGUAUUAAAUGAAAAUUCAUCAUUAUUAAAUUUAACUUUAUAUGAUAUUGAAAUGAAUUAUUCCAAUAUCCGAUCAGGUGGUAGUUGGGCACCACCAAAUUUGAAUUUCUCUUUGGAGGUAGCUAUAAUCAUUCCGUAUCGUGAUCGUCUUGAACAAUUAACAAUCCUGUUAUAUUAUUUACACCCAAUAUUACAACGACAAGAAUUAGAUUAUAAAAUAUAUGUUUCAGAACAGACUGGAAAUGAUACGUAUAAUAAAGGUAUUUCAAUGAAUGCUGCUUUUAUCUAUGCAUCUUCAGAAUAUGAUUUUCAAUGUUAUGUAUUUCACGAUGUUGAUCUAAUACCUGAAGAUGAUAGAAAUAUGUAUUCAUGUCCUUUAUUUCCUAGACAUAUGUCCGUAGCUAUUAAUGAGAUGGAUUACAAGUAAGAAGAAGCGUUAUAUGCAUUAGAAAAUUAGGUACUUUUGCCGCGCAGCACCACAUUAGAUAAAAAUUGGGCGCUAGGUGCAAAAGGACGGGGGACGAUAAGACCGCAAAUCGGCCCACUACCAAAUCCAUUAUGCAGUAACUCAUCUGAUGCAGUUUUUCUUGCCCAUUAAACCUAUCAUAUUUUUAGACAAUAAAAAUCCUUUCCA
Molecule: messenger RNA, 1882 nt
Organism: Didymodactylos carnosus
Lineage: Eukaryota; Metazoa; Rotifera; Eurotatoria; Philodinida; Philodinidae
Source: the annotation of a GenBank genome assembly